This is a messenger RNA of Pseudophryne corroboree (corroboree frog), 8782 nucleotides long. RefSeq names its product ALF transcription elongation factor 1 (gene AFF1). The transcript has 21 exons. The coding region runs from base 395 to 3928 and encodes 1177 amino acids. Gene Ontology annotation, cellular component: nucleus; super elongation complex. NCBI's taxonomy places the organism in Eukaryota, Metazoa, Chordata, Amphibia, Anura, Myobatrachidae. The record is from RefSeq and is a predicted model, not a curated record. Gene Ontology annotation, biological process: regulation of gene expression.
AGUGCGGGAUACGCUCUCACUGACAGGACGGCACCGAUUGCAGCAUCUCGUAUGGAAUGAACAACCCUCAAUUUGCUCUGCCGCUACUAUAUGUGACCCUGGUAGGGGCGGUCCCGCUGGGUAAUCUCUCCUUCAAGUAUACAAGCCACGCCCAUCGUAUGGGCGUGUUCGUCUAAUCGCUUGGUGGGCGGGGCCCGGUGAGCGACCGCUGCUGCCGGGACUGAGCCUGAGAGAUACUACGUGCUGCAAGUGGCAGAGACCGGGGAUCGCUGUGCGGCGGCGGCGUCACACACACCAGCCACAAUAAUGUGACUGAGCCGAGGAGGAGCAGCUGGGUACUAGGACAGAGCCAUCAGCCCAUGGACACUGGACACCUGCUGUGAGGAACCUCGCUAUGGCUGCCCAGUCCAGCAGCUUAUACAAUGAAGAGAGGAACUUACUCCGCAUCAGAGAACAGGAGAGGCGAAAUCAAGAAGCUCUUCAAGAGAAAGACUCUUUCAUUGACAAUGCCCCUCUUUUUCCAGAACCCUACAAGACAAGCAAAGGAGAUGAGCUAUCGAGUCGUAUUCAGAGCAUGCUGGGUAAUUAUGAAGAGGUGAUUGGUGCCAAGUCCCACCAGUAUCCUUUGGGCAUUCCUAAAAGUGCUUUACCAAUGAGUUCACAUGGAAAGUCUGACAAGCAACAUUCAUUCCACAGUGGUACCAAUCGGUCUGUGGGUUCUCUAAAUUCAUCUAGCAUGUCUUUGGGCCCCCGGCACAGGCCGCGUACAGCUACAGAGCUGUCUUCUGCUGAACCUGUAAAGAGCCACACCCAAAGUCGCAUGAGCCUUCAGGAGAACACUGUUCGGAAACAGCACACUGGAACUAGGUCUGUAGAGAGAAGUGAAAAGCAAGCUCCAGAGGUUACAUCUGCUGAACAGUCAUUCUCCCCUGCAUCCAUCUCAGCCCUUUCUCCUCUUCUAUCAUCAUUGUCACCUCCAGUUGAGCCAUUGUCACCAAUACAUUCCAGCCAUCAAUUCGAUUCCAAGCUGCGUGGUGGCCAAAGCCAUGAUAAAUCUUACACCCAUGCCACCAAAUCCCCUGUUUUGACUGAUCCAGGGAACAGGGAAGGUCCUACUACUCUUGCCAACUUAGUACCUUCUGCACAAACCUUCUCAACAUAUUUGAAUUCAAAAACAAGUACAUUGCCUCCAAAGCCCACAGCAUAUGUUAGACCUAUGGAUGGUCAAGAUCAAGCACCAACUCAUUCUCCAGAUCUGAAACCACUGCAAGAGGACUUUAAUGAAGAGUCUUAUGAAAGUCAUGUAGAUCUUAAACCUAAUGCCAAGGACAAGAUUUCCAAAUUGGAAAUGCAUUCUGAACCAUUUGAGACCUUCACCAAUGAAGCCCAUUGUGUUGAAGACAUUUUGAAGGAAAUGACACAUUCAUGGCCUCCACCAUUAACAGCCAUCCACACACCAAGCACCGCUGAACCUUCCAAAUUUGCUUUUCCUGCUAAGGAAAGUCAGCACGUUCCACCUGUCAAAGUCAACCACAAACGUUAUGAUGCCUCUCCAAAGGUUUUGCCAAGCCCACAAAAGGGAUCAUCCAUGUUGGAGGAUGACCUUGACAUCAGUGAGGACAGUGAGGAAGAGGAGAUCACCGAAAAGCCGCUUUCCUCCUCUGCUCCAUCAAGUGUUGUGCUGUCUCAGGUGGACAGUGUGGCUUCAGCACAUUCCGGCAGCGUGGAAACAGAGGGAAGUGACACAGACAGCUCUUCAGACUCUGAAAGUGACAGUGGUUCCAGUGACAGUGAAGUCAAUGUUCCACGGAGAUCUCCUAGUCCAGUGCAUGAUACCUCAUCAACUGGCAUAUGGCAGUUGGGGAACUUUCUGGUCAAAGGUAACCAAUCUGCACCAUUAGCAGAGAACCAAAAUAAUGAGGAUCAUGAACAAGCAAGCCAUUGGGAGGAUAAAGAACACGAAUGUUGUUCACCACCUCCUCAUGAAUCUCCAAAGACUGUUGAGCCUCAGCAUGAAACCGCUAUUUGGACUUCUCGGGAAGACCUCCAGAACAAACCCUCCUUCUCAAAAUCCCCCAUAGCCAAUGAAACUGUUACUCCUAGGCAGACUGUUGGUAUUAAACAGCCCAGGAGACCUGUGAAGGCCUCAUUUCAAGAAGAGCCAAAGGGAGGUCUUACAGUCGAAAGCGAGCCUGCGCCAUACAGGCCAAGAGACCAGCCUUCCAAAGAGAAGCCAACUGUGAAAACGAAAGUGAAAACCAAAUCAAGUGACCAUAAGGAACCAAGUACAAGCAUUGCACAUCCCAGUGAGAAAAAGAAGCACAAGAGCUCUCACCACAGUAGUAGCUCCAAAAAGUGUCCAAGCACUCAAACAGACAGGCAUCAAAGUGCCCCUUUACUCCCACAAUCCCCCCACAAUCCAAAGGUGCAUAGUCAAAGCAAAGCCAACCACAGGACUAACCUAACUCAUCCCGCAGUUGUUGUGCGAGAAGACUGCCACAGGGACAAAGUUUUGUUGCCCAUAGGGGACAACAGAUUGCUGCCACCAGUGAGGAACAGUCAAAAAUCCCUUGCUCUUGUUGUCAAAAUAGAAUUGGCAUUGUUGUCUAGGAUCCCAAGAGGUUCUUGUAAAGUAAGCGAGUCAAAGACUAAAAAGGUGAGCAGUCAUGAACCUCACCACAAGAACAAGGAGAGGUCUGAGAAGACACAUCAACAUAAUCAUAGUAGAGAGCACACAAAGAGAAAGGUGGAAGACGGCGAGAAAAAUGGAAUACACAAAAAAAUGAAGUUGGUGAAUGACACUAAGCCCUCUUUUAAUCAUAAAGAACCAUCCUCAAAAAAGGUACCUAAAACCACUUGUGAGGAAAAUGAUAAGGAACAUCGGCAUCAGAAAGCAAUGUCUCCCACUCAGCACACACAUAAGAAAUCUGAGAAGGUGGGACAGAAGAGGCGCCCAAGUGAGACCAGCACCUGUAGCCAGCAGUCCACGCUGAGUAGCAGUACUAGUAAAAAACCAACUACUCCCAAGCAAAGGAAGGUGGAAGAAAAGAACAUGGAACAUACAAAGAGCAACAAGGGUUCUACAGAAAAUAACACAAAUCCUUUCCCAGUGCCUUCUUUGCCAAAUGGUAAUGCCAAGCCAACAAGACCUCAGCUGAAGUUUGAAGAAAAGUUACAUUCACCAGAAUAUUACAUGAAGGAGGCCAAGAAGCUAAAACACAAAGCUGAUGCCAUGGCAGAUAAAAUUGGGAAAUCAUUUAACUACUUGGAUGCGGCCAUGUUUUUCAUUGAGUGUGGUAUUGCAAUGGAAGCAGAUGUACAGGCGCCGAAGUCUGCCUACACUAUGUUUGCUGAGACCGUUGAUCUCAUUAAAUUUAUUAUGAAGUUGAAGAAUUUCUCUGAUUGCUUAGCACCUGCACAUGAGAAAGCAUUUGCAGUUUUAUGUAUGCGUUGCCAGUCCGUUCUGUAUAUGGCAAUGUUUCGCUACAAAAAAGACACUGCGUUAAAGUAUUCCCGCACUCUUGGGGAACACUUCAAGAGUUCAUCCAGAGCUGCACAAGCACCUUCCCCGUGUGUCGCUAGAAGUACUGGUACUCCUUCACCUCUGUCCCCAACGCCUUCUCCUGCCAGCUCUGGGGGAUCUCAGCCAGGAUCCAGUGCCAGCAACAGCGGGACCCAGAGCUCUUCAGUUACCAUCCCCCAAAUGAUACAUCACAUAGCAUCAUCUUAUGUCAAUAUCACCUCCUACUUCCUCUAUGCAUAUGACAUAUGGGAACAAGCUGAUUUACUGGCAAAGAAAAAUAAAGAUUUCUUUGCAGACCUCAGUGCAAUGAUUUGCCCCCUGGCUUUGAACAGCACUAUGACUGAACUGGUGCACUACACCAGGCAGGGUUUACAGUGGCUGAGACUGGAAUCAAGUAUGACCUAAAUUGUGCUGGAGGGCACUUGCCCCUGAACUAUUUUGCACUUUGAAAGCCUGGCAGUUUGUUACAUGAAUUCUAGGAAUGAAAGUAUAUGGCUCCUGGGAUCUGGUAUGACUGGAGCCUGCUGGAGAUUUCCAAACACGGCAGGCAAUCAGCCUCAGCUUGGAGGAGGAGGCUUUGGAAAAAAUGAUGCCUUUCUAAGUUUCUCAUGGGGAUAAUAAAAAGUGCAAUGUGGUAUUGAAGGUCGGACACAUCAGUGGUCUUUAAACAUUUCUUAACAAAACCAGCAUGAGAGUGGUGUCUUCUGGGAGAUUGUCAGCCUGAACCUAUCACAUUAUGACUCAUGUGAAACGCAGGCCACUACAGAACAACUGGAAAUAAGACAGACUUACUACACCAGCCGGCUCUCUCCUAUCCGCAAAUCUGAAUAGUUGGAAAAGAAAGUGAUUGUGCCCCCCCUUUCCCUCCAGUAACGCUGAUUUACAUAGUAUAUCUUGCUAUAAAUCUGGGAUUUACAUAUGACAGGGCAACUCUAAAUACAGGACUUUAUGCCUUAAUCGAGAUACUAAGUGUCCUACUGAUUCUGUCAGGUCUUAUUCUCAAAUAAAACAAAAUACAAAAAAUAUAACUCUUGAGCACAAAGUAGCAGAAUGUUUCCCUUCUGGUUAUAGUGUUCUCUAAGGAAGUAGGACACAGGAUGAAUUCUGCCUUAAUAUAAAAGAGAUGGUAAAACUGCAUUUUGGCUGUGAUUGAAUACUGCCAUCAGUUAUGAUAUAUAAACUCCUGCAAUUACUGCCAUGCUUUUAAAUCAGAGGGAAUAAACCUUAAUCCUAAUUGUGUGAUUUACUAUUUGCAACACCCAUUGCCAAAUGAAUGAUGCAUCAACCAAAAUGGCAGCCCUUCCAUGUUACCACUAUAGAUUAUACAGCAAGGUUCUGAUAGGGCCUGUCAGCGUCCCAUGUAAUGUAAUAGGUAUGAUUUUCAGUUGGUCAUUGAUAGAAUUGAAUGGUCACAAUUUCUUGCUGCUAAACAUUAUUGUCAGGAACACUAAAAUCCAUAGCUACAGAACACAAAGGUUUACCACUUGUGUAUUCUACCUUUAUGGAUCCAUCCUUUUCCUUGCUGACCUAUAAUGGGCAAUAUCUAGCUAUGGUCAUAUGUAUUAUUAUACAAUAAAAGCACUUAAUAAAAUGACAACACAUACUCCCCCAGGUGAUUGCACUGAGUGACCAAACUUUUCUUUGAAGUAAAUGUAUUUAGCCUGGUGAUUCCUCUCUGGCUUGUAUAGUGUCAUAAACUACAUACCACAAUCUAGCUGUGUAGCGUAUGUGGUCAGUGAAUACAUGUUGGUAAUGACCUUUGCUCAGAUGGAAGACUCACUGUUUCUUUUUAGGCUGAAUUGGUUUAAUUUCUAAAUACACUGGGAAUUCACAAUAGGUUAUCAUUUGGUAGUGAAUAUAGUAGAUGUCAUUUGGUUCAUUUUUGUUAAGUGAAUACAGUCAUACUUUCCAAAUGCAGCUAACAGGCGAAAUUAGUGAAAUUGUAUGGAGUUAUUAUAAUUUAUGUUCCUCUUAGACUAGUGGUAAGGAAACGGAUUGGAAAUAGCAUAGUUGUACACUUCUACAUCAUUCGGAAUGCGAGUGCAUGUUUCGUGGUAGAGCGUUACUUGCUAUGGGAGUCUGCUGUGGGCUGGUGCCUUCAGGUAGCGCUUUUAUGGUUUAAUAGUUCUCAUUUUUAAUGUAUUUACCUAAGUACUGUGACAGAUUCCAUAAAUAUACCAUUUUUAUAUUCUUUUCUCCUUGUGUAGCAAUUACUACUUUAUAUCACCAGCAGGUCUUAUACCAUGGCUCGUACAAGCUAUUGUGAAUGGUGUGUGUAUUAUGCUACUGUGAUCAUAACCUACAGAUACAGCUGUUAUGGUGUGACAUUCAGGUGGUGCUUUCUCCACAUCACAAUUAUAGCUAUUUAUAACACCAUUUAUAUAUUCCUUUACAAAUGCUAGUUUGCUAUAUAGCCACAGUAGGUUUGGCUCAUCAAGGAAUUGCAUGAUGCUUUACCACUAUUUGCAUUGAAGAGUAAUAGAUGCUCUAUAUGAUCAUCGUUCACCAUCAGUUCUUCGCUGCAAUAUGUAUGGGCCUCUGUUUGAUUAGGAAAUGCCAUAUAUACCUGCAUGGGGUGUGGAACAUUUACGCAGUUCGGCGUUUCGUCUGCAGCAUCAUUCAGAAGUAACUUCUGUAUAAAUGAUGGUUAUUGACAAGUUAUAAGCAAGAUUACAGUGGAACACGUAAAAUUUUUGAGUGCUUUGUACAUCCUAGUUAAGAGCGCUUGUCAGGGAUGAAACUAAGUCAGCAAGGCCGUUCCAAUCUUCUAACAGAUUGCUCCAGUUUCGUAUGGUAGCAUAAUUACUUUAAAAUCAUUCCUAACUACAUUCAGGUUUCUCAGGACAAACACUAAUUAGCUAUUUAAUACAUAAAACAGUCAAGGGCAUUUGGAAGACGUGGUUAAGGUGCAUUCUAGAGAAAUAGAGAGAACAUUUAGUACUGCGCCAACAGUCUUAUUGUUUUGUUGAUAGAUGAUUUGCGUUGGUUAGUUUAUUUGUUUUUAGUUUGAGCAAACAUUUUUGACAGUAUUUAGCAGAAAUCUGUUGUCCUUGGGUAAACUACCGAGGCAGACAUAUAACAUUGGCUGUAACUAAUAGGUAACUGAUUGAUUAAACCAGUGAUAGUUAACACUGAAGCAAAUCAGAACCCUUCCACCAUUAAGACAACCUGCAAGUAGGAGAUACUGUUAAGCUCUGGUAUGUGUUAGGCUCAUAGUAAGAACCCGAGAGCCUAGAGUAUGACCCUAUAUGUAGAUUGUGUGCCCAUUGUUAGGUUUGAGCAUAGCUGCUUAUUUUUCUUUUAUUUGUGCACAAGGUGUGCUUGCUGGUGAAACUUAAAUAUAGUUGCACGCUCAUAAUGUGUGCUGUUACUCAAGUGGCCACUGAUUUUAAGUUUGAACCACCAUUUAUUGUUCUGAGUGUUAUGAGCUGUCAUUUUAUGCUACUAUAUAUCAUACUUGAUCAGCAGAAAUCUAUUCUUGUACAUUUAUACCGUUCUAAGUGCCAUGUGAUUUGCCCAUUUAGUCCUCACUCCAGGUCUAGAGCAGCCGCUGCACAGUGAGCUGCUUAUUUUGUUACAAAUGAACUAUAGUAGUUCUAACUUAAAUAUGUUUCCAGUAUUGGAAACACAAUAGGUAACUAUAAAACUAUGCAGAUUAUCACCAUUGCUUAUAAGGUUUACAACAUUUUUAGUUUAUACCACAAAUAUAUUGUUAAACUGUAUUUCGUCUCAUUGCCCUGGAUACAGUUUCUCAUUGAUGUUUAUUUCAAUAUUUUAAGUUGUAGUUUGGGGGGAAAUACCAGACUGGCCAACUUUAUACAUUAACGCUACAUAUGCACUGGGAAAAUCUACUAGCUCAGUUAUGCAUUUUACACGCUCUCUUACCAAUACAAUGUAUUGUACUGUGACAAAUUGGUUUUGCUGCGUUCUAAAAUUUGAAGGAAUACAGAAAACGUGUCUGAUAAAAGGCAAAAUCAUGGGCAAACUUUCUGCAUCAAAUAGUUGUGCCUUUGGGGAUGUCUUUUCUUUCUUUCAAAAAACAAAAUUUUUCCUUAUGAAUUUUUUUCCUUUUUUCACAUACCAAUCAGUUUAAUUUUUCCAUAUUCUGAAACCAUACAUCAGUUGUUGAGAGAAGGGUUCUACCAUUACUGUGUGAUGCAUCAUUUGAAAACUAUCAGCACAUCUGUAAAAUUUGCGACCUGCAGGUGGCACUGUUCCACUGCCAAGAUGCUUCUAUAGCAACGAAUUUGUGGCAGUGACAUCUGUAGGCUAAAAAAAGGUACUACAUGCUAUUAAUAAUAAUGUUACUAACUAGACUAUAUAACAUCAGUUAUAUAAUAUGCAUUACCUUUUUAAAAAUCUGUAAAACAGCCUCACUACACAUUACUUCAAGCAUCAUAGCAUAUUUGUCCCCCAAUUGUGGAUGUAAGUUGAUUAUUUUACAUUGUUUUUAUUUAUGAUAAUGCUAUAUGUAAUACAUUAAAUUUCUUCACCUUUAAUUUCUCUUAUACCAAAGCUGAUGCUGAACUACAAUUCCCAUGAUGUGAAGGCAGCUGAACGUUAUGGGGCAGAUUUAACAAUGAGUGAUAUUCUUAUCACUUGUUACAAAUGUUAAAUGGUGCUCCCACCAAUCGGCUCCUGUCAUUUUUCAAACAUAUGACAGCUAGGAGCUGAUUGGCUGGAGCACCAUUUAAACUACGUAACGGGUAAUAAGAAUAUCACUCGUUGUUAAAACUGCCCCUAAACAUCCAUGACUUACAGACUCACAUUAUAUGGUUAAUGCUAUUUUUCAGUUCAUUAGUCAAAUCUAACUUGAUGGCAUCUAUUCAAUAAAUGAUCUCCUAAUUAAAAAAUAGAACAGCCCACUCACUCCUUUAUGUCAUAAUAAUUUGUGUAUUAAUAUGUGCAAUGGGAAGAUGUGCAAAUGAAACAUUAAUGGAGGUAAUUGGUGUAUUUUUAACUACUUCUGGAAUAAGUCUGCAUUUUGGGGCUUCUGUGAAUACUAUAGCUGCCUUGUACAGUUCUUUCAGGCAAGAGACUAAACAGAUCUGUGAUUUUGUUUAUUAUGUUAUCUUUUAUUUAAAGAAUAAAGUCUAUGCGAUAUCUCUUUCCAAAGAAGCUGUGCCACUCCUCUAUUUUGUUAAUUAUGCUGACUAUGAGAAUAAUUUGCUGUAAAGAACAGAUGAACUUUAAAUGAUUUAUUCUUUCUUUUUGGCAAAAUAUGUCUGGAAUUAAGCUGUAAAUAAAAUAUCAAAUACA